This is a messenger RNA of Dacryopinax primogenitus, 966 nucleotides long. RefSeq names its product alpha/beta-hydrolase. NCBI's taxonomy places the organism in Eukaryota, Fungi, Basidiomycota, Dacrymycetes, Dacrymycetales, Dacrymycetaceae. The record is from RefSeq and is a predicted model, not a curated record. The transcript has 5 exons. Bases 1 to 966 code for a protein of 321 amino acids.
AUGCUCGUGCUUUCUGCCUUGGCCCAGGCAACGUAUACCGGUCCUCCUAAUGCCUACUGCACUCGGCAAACCUAUCAUGUUUCGCUACCCAGCUUUGCGACCGUGCCCUUCACGAACCUGACAACGCUCGACCCGUCUCAGCCCCUUGUCACCGAGCUACAGGCACACACCGGUGCCUCCUACGAUAUUUCUGGCGUGUUGUGUACCCCCAAAGACGGCGACAAGCAUAACGGCACCAUCCAGCUUCUGGUGCACGGGAUUGCAUUCGACAGUUCGUACUGGGAUUUGGGAUUUCAGCCGGAGAACUAUUCCUACGUGUUACGUGCGGCCGAGGCUGGCUACGUUACGUUCCGCUAUGAUCGCCUCGGUACGGGCGAGUCCGAGAUGCCUUUCGAUGGUUACAACCAAGUCCAGGCUGCGACUGAUCUGCAAAUCCUACUUCAGAUCAUCUCCCUCCUACAUUCAGGAGGAGUAGGUGGCCAGGCAUACUCCACCAUUGUUGGCGUUGGUCACUCGUACGGCUCCAUCCAGCUCGCUGCUGCCUCCGCGGCAGUCCCGGAUCAGCUCUCCGCCCUCGUCCUGACCGGCUUCUCCGCCAAUGGCUCAUACGUCGGCCAGUUCCAGACCUACGUCAUCUCCGGUCUCCCACAGAGCAGUCAGAUCAACUUUUUCUUCUACCCAUUCUACGAUCAGGUCGUCGCUUCGUUCUCUGGUGUCAGUAGCUUCACUGGGCCAGUCCACGUGGUGACCGGUGACAGAGACUGGGUGUUCUGUGGCUCUCAAUGUGACAUUAAGCCCGAUGGUCAGCACACGAUCCUCGACCUUAUCGGGCCUACCGUGUUCCCGAAGAGCAGUAACUUCAGCGCGUUCUCCCCGCAGAAUACUGGACACGGUCUCAACAUGCACUUCUCUACCCCAUCCUCUUACACAAACAUCCUUGAAUGGCUCACUUCUGUGGGCUUUUGA